AUGUCCCGAUGGUAUCAGGCCCACCAAAGUUGCUCCCCUUAUGCAUACAAAUGCUUCAAUGGAACAUGCUUGCUGAAACGAAAUCCUGAGUGUGAUGGGAAAAGAGACUGAGAUGGAUCACAUUGUGCUUGUGGAAGACACCAGCUUAGAAAAAACAGAAUAGUUGGAGGUGAAGAUGCGAGAUCUGAGAAGUGGCCUUGGCAAGCAAAUUUACAGAUGGGGGCACAUGGCCACGUGUGUGGUGCAUCUGUGAUCUCCAACAGGUGGCUCAUAUCUGUUAUCCAUUGCUUCCUGGAUUCUGAUUUUGCAAGGCGUGAGGAAAUUAUACUUAAAACCUGGAUGACAGAACAGUAUCCUGUUAGAUGUGGGAGAGUGUAUAUGGGCUCACAUACUAUAAAUGAAAAGAGCAAUCAUGUAGCUAUGAGAUUAACCAUAAGGAUUAUUGUCUACCCAGAGCAUGACCAAGCUAUCUCAGACUAUGACAUUGCUCUGUUGGAAAUGGAGACAGCUGUACUCUUCAGUGAGCUGGUAGAGCCCAUUUGUUUACCUAGCACCUCUAGAGUGUUUCUUUAUGGAACUGUCUGCUAUGUGGGUGGUCUGCUAUUUUAUGGCUAG
Molecule: messenger RNA, 615 nt
Organism: Zonotrichia albicollis (white-throated sparrow)
Lineage: Eukaryota; Metazoa; Chordata; Aves; Passeriformes; Passerellidae
Source: RefSeq, a predicted model, not a curated record